Arthroderma uncinatum is the source of this 1092-nucleotide messenger RNA. Its product is annotated as casein kinase I. Gene Ontology annotation, molecular function: protein serine/threonine kinase activity. Gene Ontology annotation, biological process: peptidyl-serine phosphorylation; signal transduction; endocytosis. The transcript has 2 exons. Lineage: Eukaryota; Fungi; Ascomycota; Eurotiomycetes; Onygenales; Arthrodermataceae. Bases 1 to 1092 code for a protein of 363 amino acids. The record is from RefSeq and is a predicted model, not a curated record. Gene Ontology annotation, cellular component: nucleus; cytoplasm.
AUGGCUCUCCCUCUGGAGACGGUUGACGGCUAUAAACUCAUUAAGCACAUUCAGGAUGACGUCUACCUUGGUUAUCGUCAGAUCCAGGGUGCUGGGCUAUUAGAGGACGACCGUAAGGUGAUGAUCAAGCUGGAGGCGCGCGAUACGGACGCACCGUCCCUUGAACGCGAGGUCAAGAAUCUUCUAUCUUUUUCGGGGGAAAUUGGUUUUCCCCUGGUCGAACGCUAUGGCGCCAAAGACGGGUAUAGAUUCAUGGUCUGCCGCCUCGCCGGUCCUACCUUGGAGGGUUUAUUGGGAUGGUGUAGGGCGUUCUCCCUAAAGACCGUCCUCCUCCUCGCCGAGCAGCUCAUAAGCCGCAUUGAGGUCAUUCAUCGCCGGUCUUUCAUUCACGGCGGGAUACGGCCUGGUGCGUUUGCCUUGGGCACUGUAAAGGCCUUAAAUCAGGUCACGCUUGUUGAGGUAGCUGGAUUGAUCACGGAACACCCGCGGCGUAAUGAUGCCCGGUAUUCCGACCUUGAGGGGCUCACACUCAUGCUCAUCUAUAUGUGCCGCAGGCUAGCGCCAUGGGACGGGCUCCAGAUCGACCUUACGAAGACACCGUACGAAGACAUUCUCCGGCAAAUGGAGGACACGCGGGCGGAAGUUCUCUGUAAAGGGCUGCCUCGAGCGUUCGAAGUCUGCUUGGAGUACGUGAAAUCUCCUGACUGUACCAAUGAACCCGACUACAACUAUCUCCGUCAACUUUUCUGCAGCGCUUUCGGCGAGGAGGGGUUCUUACGCGACGGAGUCUUCGAUUGGAUUGUUUACAAGUAUUGGAAUUCCCAACAAUGCUACUCUCGGCCGGUCGCAGGCAUUACUAGCGAGGUAGGGAGAAAGCGCCUCUUAGGCGAAGACGCUCGAAGGGAACACAACGCCCAGGCCGAUCCACUCCGUCAAGCGGAAGAAGCGUGUGUGUCAAUUACCAAGGCGGAUAAAGCUGACUGGACGGCAGCUGACUGGACGGCGGCCGCCUCCGCAUACCUCGAGCUCACCAGAAGGUAUAUCGAUAUUUGGGAUCUUACACAGCACCCCGAGACCCCCCCCCCAACUUAA